Messenger RNA from Nerophis lumbriciformis (worm pipefish), 1755 nucleotides. The record is from RefSeq and is a predicted model, not a curated record. NCBI's taxonomy places the organism in Eukaryota, Metazoa, Chordata, Actinopteri, Syngnathiformes, Syngnathidae.
AUGGAGAUUGACGGCCUGGUGGCCAACAGAGCUCUCGUCAAGGCCAGAGAAGGAGGCGGAUCCAAAGGCCGAAGCUGGAAAUGGCAGGAGAUGCUUCGCUUGCCGCACAUCAGCCAAUGUGCCAAAUUGGCCGACAGUAUAGAGCGCGACUACUGGGACUUGUGCGUGAUGCAGCCUAUAGGCCGCCAACUCUUCGACCAGUUCUGCCAGAGCCAAGGCCGACUCCGAAAGUACUGUGAGCUGCGACAGGCUCUGGCGCAAUUUGAGUGGCAGCUAGAUAAUGACAGACCGACGUUUGGACGACACAUCAUCGAGAAAUUCUUCUGCAUUCAGAAGUCCCAGUUUGUCCCCGAGGUGUCCAAAUACAAGCGAGGCUGCAUGUGGGCCCUGGAUAAAGAACCCUCCAGCGACGUCUUCAGGAAUUGCAAAGAAGAUUUGGAAACCUUCCUCAGCGGAGAACCUUUCCAGGAGUACCAGAGCAGCAUGUACUUCGAGCGCUUCCUCCAGUGGAAAUUUUUGGAAAGGAGGCCGGUCACUAAGAACGACUUCCGACAAUACCGACUCUUGGGCAAAGGAGGCUUUGGAGAGGUGUGGGCGUGUCAGGUGCGGGCCACGGGGAUGAUGUACGCCUGCAAGAAGCUGGAGAAGACGCACGUGAAAAGACGGCGAGGCGAAGACAUGGCGCUCAAUGAAAAGGAGAUCUUGGAGAGCGUGGACAGUCGCUUCGUGGUCAAUCUGGCGUGCGCCUACGAGACCAAGCAAAGCCUGUGCUUAGUCCUCACCAUGAUGAGCGGCGGAGACUUGAGGUUUCACAUCUACAACAUGGGUGCGCCCGGACUGGACGCGCCCCGAGUGCAGUUCUACGCCGCCGAAGUCUGCUGCGGCCUCAUGCACCUGCACUGCAAGUCUAUCAUUUACAGGGAUCUGAAGCCAGAAAACAUCCUGUUGGACGAACACGGUCACAUCAGGAUCUCCGACCUGGGCCUCGCCAUCAGGGUGUCCUCCAGCGGCGUAGUGCGAGGUCGCGUGGGAACGCUAGGAUACAUGGCUCCAGAGUUGAUAGCCCGCGAGUAUUAUGGCGUGAGCGUCGACUGGUGGGGUCUGGGCUGCCUCAUCUACGAGAUGACGGCGGGCCGGCCUGUCUUCAGGCACAAGGGCGAGCAUCCCAAAAAGGACGACAUGGAGGAAAGGAUCCAGACGCGGCGGGAGGAGUACGGCGAGCGCUUCGAACCGCGCGCUAAAGACAUCUGCUCCAAGCUUCUGGUCAAAGAUCCCAACGGCAGGCUUGGCUGCCAGGCGUCGGGAGGACGAGACGUACAGGAUCACCCUUUCUUUCAGGAAAUCAACUUCCGAAUGUUAGAAGCGGGGCUCUUGGAGCCCACCUUUAAACCUGACCCCAGGCUGGUUUACUGCAGCGACGUGCAAGAUAUCGAGGAGUUCUCUGCCGUGCGGGGCGUCACCCUCAACCAGACGGACAACGAAUUCUACACCAAGUUCAACACUGGAAACGUUCCCAUCACCUGGCAGAAUGAGCUCAUCGAGACGGGAUGUUUUGCCGAGCUCAACGUUUUCGGACCCAACGGUUCUCGCCCUCAAGAUCUGCAGCCACUGGCGCAAGCUCCAGAAAGUCCUAAGAGUGGCCUGUUCAACAAAAUCUUUUGUGAAUUUUACCCCUCGGAGGUGAUAGAGGAAGGACAACGGAGCCCCCUGCAAAACAAUUUCAUCACAUCGGGAAUUCUUUCGGCGCCCAAUUGA